Messenger RNA from Spodoptera frugiperda (fall armyworm), 7254 nucleotides. RefSeq names its product 5-hydroxytryptamine receptor 1. The coding region runs from base 941 to 2635 and encodes 564 amino acids. The transcript is spliced from 5 exons. Gene Ontology annotation, cellular component: membrane. The record is from RefSeq and is a predicted model, not a curated record. Lineage: Eukaryota; Metazoa; Arthropoda; Insecta; Lepidoptera; Noctuidae. Gene Ontology annotation, molecular function: G protein-coupled amine receptor activity. Gene Ontology annotation, biological process: adenylate cyclase-activating adrenergic receptor signaling pathway.
GACACUGCUCACGUCUUCAGUCGGCCCGCGAAUUCUGUACCGUACGGACGUGCCACGGCCGCGUGACGAAUCACCGACAUGUUCACGACCACGAAAAUUCUAUGUGAAUGUAAAUAAAAAAUAACGUGAAGUGUAGUAGUGAAGACAGUGUCACUAAAAUAGAACAUAGGUUUUUUUGUCAUAGUUAUAGUGUACUUUAUCUUAUCUUUAGUAUAAAGUGCGUCAACGAACGAAUUUUUAAAGAAUUGACAUUGGUAUUGGUAUAAUUAUUUAAUAGCAAGUUCUAAUCAAUAUUACUGUUAGUGGAUACGUUUUAAUUAUUUGUGAGUUCGAACGAAAUUGAUGUACAGUUUGUGGACAAAUAAUUAUUGUUCCGGAUCUUCUAAUAAAUAUCACUAUGGACCCAUACUUCUCAAGUUCAACUGUAAACAAAGUUUCAGUUGAGUCAAGAAAAUAAAUAUCAACAUAAUAUCAAAGAGAUACAAGCACAUAUCUUUUUAUAAGAUCGGAAAUUUUCUCCACCAAUCAACGGCACUAAUGGAGCAAUCCGCAAACGGGAUAUUGGAAUAGCAGCCGCUCGCGCCAUCUUCCUCGCGCAAUAAAACAACAUACCCCUGCUAACUCCAUCACAGACCACAUUCAAACAAAAACAAACCCUACCACAACGCCAUAACGACCACAAUCCUCCAAUAUCACGUAGUCAAAUGGCUCUGCUCCGAAUUGAAAACACAAUCCAAGCAAUAUGUCAAUUAAAGUGUAUUCUUAAUUGUAAUCAAGCGCGCCAUUUUAAGACCAAAAAGCUUCGCGACGAGGUCAUAUUCCAGACUUGAUUCGUAAAGUAAAUUUAGAUAUCGUAACUAAACAAAGGGAGAAACAAAACCAAUGUAUGGUUACGUCAGGAUAACGAACAAAUUAAUCGUCACCCAAACCAGGGAUUCGUAUGGCGACUCAAAGUCAUAACUCCUACCGUUCACUGCCUAGCUUUGUUGCUUUACCUUCGUGUCUUCUCGUACUGGCAUCCAUUCUUUUGCAACCAGCACUAGCCUCGGUUGAACUAGAAUCAAUUCUAAGUCCAGAGUUCAACGUAAGUAACCCAAACGCAACGGUGAACUGGACGUUCCUAGACGACAAUUCCACAUCCUUGAAGCACGGCCACAUCAAGCAUUCGAAAUAUUCCAUACCUACUACUAUUCUCUUGGUUACAAUAUUUUUGAUAGUUAUAGUUGGAACUAUUAUAGGAAAUGUGCUAGUUUGUGUUGCAGUACGCUUAGUUAGAAAAUUAAGAAGGCCUAGUAAUUACUUGAUAGUAUCGCUGGCAGUGAGCGACUUGUGUGUGGCCUGUAUUGUGAUGCCAGUAGCCACCGUCUAUGAUAUUAUGGGAACGUGGCCUUUUGGACCGGUCAUCUGCGACUUUUGGGUAUCAAGUGACGUACUGUCCUGCACCGCUAGCAUCCUCAACUUGUGCAUGAUCUCUGUAGAUCGCUACUAUGCCAUUACGAAGCCUCUGGAGUACGGUGUGAAGAGAACACCUCGAAGGAUGCUAUUUUGUGUUUUCAUCGUAUGGAUAAGCGCAGCAUUCAUUUCCCUCCCGCCGGUCCUUAUCCUAGGUAAUGAGAAGACUGACACCUCCUGUUCUGUAUCUCAGAAUCAGGCGUACCAAAUCUAUGCAACUUUUGGUUCAUUCUACAUACCAUUGACUGUAAUGAUCGUGGUCUAUUAUAAAAUAUUUAGAGCUGCUAGGAAGAUUGUAAAAGACGAGAAACGUGCUCAAUCACACUUGGAGACGCACUGUUACUUGGAAAUAAAUGUGAAGAAUGGUGGAGCCGCGGAAGCUAAGCUGCUGGGCAACCAGCCGGCGCAGCCUCCCCCGAGGGGAUCGACGACGAGUACGAAUACAACGUGUAGCGUAGACAAAACAGAAAGCACAAUCGGGAGAUGCUUCAGCGGCCAAAGAAAGUCGAACGAGUCGCAGUGCCCAAUGUUGCAACAACCAAAGACUCCAACAAAGCCUAUUCACACCAUAAACCGGUCACCAACACAGCUGGUGCCUGGGAAACUAGCGGUGAAGGAGAGACAAAGACAACCUUCGGAGAGCAGUCAGAAAAACACGACGAACAGGAUCCGUUCGUCGCUCUCGAACUUUGCUCAUAAAAGCCAUAUCGCCAAAGACUUGCUACAUCCGCAGAACGCUGUUCAUCAGAAAAAACUGCGGUUUCAAUUAGCCAAAGAACGCAAAGCGUCCACAACCCUCGGCAUCAUCAUGUCUGCAUUCGUGAUCUGCUGGCUACCGUUUUUCGUGUUAGCUUUAAUUAGACCAUUUGUGAAAGAAGAUGCGAUUCCCGAUGCGGUGAGUGCACUCUUCCUCUGGCUGGGCUACCUAAACAGUUUGCUCAACCCAGUCAUAUACGCGACUCUGAACCGAGAUUUCAGAAAGCCGUUCCAAGAAAUCCUCUUCUUCCGAUGUGGCAAUCUGAACCACAUGAUGCGUGAGGAGUUCUACCACAGUCAGUACGGGGACCCUGACCAACAUUACUGUGUGAACAACACCACCAAAAUGCACAAUUACGAGGAGGGGGUAGAAAUAGUUUCUGCCGUCGAUAGGGAGGAGACGAGAGCUUCAGAGAGUUUUCUAUGAUUGUCAAUGCCAGAGGUCGCUACCGGAGACCUAGAUACUGUGAUCUAAUUAAGACUUUUUUAUAAUAGUACCGCGGUCUAACAGUGUUGAUUUAAUCGAUUUCAUUCGUUUUAAUAACUUGUGUAUUAUAAAAGGCUGUUUCUACCCAACUAGUCGUUAUUUACGUAAAUGUAAUCGAGGUUUCGUUUCGUGUAAAAUACGUAGUAAUAAACCAUUUUAUAUGUGCAAGCAGAAAGUGUGACAUGAGUAUUAGAUGAUAAAAUAGUUGCUAUUGUAAAUAUUUGUAAUAUUAUUUGACAGUGACGUUACGUUACGUCAUUCUUGUUAUAUGUCAAGUGUAAAUGAAUUGUACCAAAAUAUCUGUGCCCGUUGUACCAAACUCAUUUUCUCUUUGCAAAUAUAAAUGGACCUCAAGUAACUUGUACGAUUUUAUUAUUAAGUAGAUAAUUACGGUAAGUCACAUGGUAUAUUACGUCACUUUUAAUGUAAUAAUAAUAGGAUGUGAAUGUACUAUUAUUGUUAUUAUUUAAUAAUUUUGGAAUGACCAAAGAGGUAUAAUAUUAACUUGAAACGUGAGGUUUUACAAGUAUAAGAUGUUGUGAAUUUGAUAAAGGAUAAAAACAAAAAUGUAUAUUAUUGUUAAAUAAAUAAAUAAAUUAUGUUUAUGACAUUAAAUUAGUCAGAAGUAUUAAUCCAUGUGAUAGUAGAUAUAGAACUUACUUCUUGGUUAGUUUUCAUAACAUUGAUUAAUAUAUAUUUAUUUAUUAUUUAUCACAUUAUUUCCUUAUCCAAUAUAUAUUAUAUGAUUAUAAAUUAUGUAAAUAUUAAGAAAAAUAGUAUUUUACCGGACAACAUGUGGUUAAAUUAUUACAAAAAUAGGCACUGCCAUAUAAAUUAGUAAUAAAACAGUAUAAUAAAUUGUAAUAUGCGUAGAACUAUUAUAAAAUGUGCGUAAAAGUAAUGAAUUUUAUUUUAUUUUCAAACUACUGGUCCUUUCCUAUGUUAUAAUCAACUCUUACCUUUGAGCAUUAAAGUUUAAAAUACCUUGUAACUUCAACUGAAACUGUGGUUAAUUUUAUUGAUUGAAUUGAAUAAUACUUGUAUUUAGUAUUGUGUUUUAUUAUUCUAGUAUGUAUUUAUUUUAUUGUUAAUUUUAUUUUGAACAUAGAUUAACUUAGAACAAAGUCAGUGUUGUAAAUAUUGUUAAUAAAACUAAUGACAUUACAAGUAAAUAUAUUAUGUAAUAAUUAUAAUAAUGGUAAAUAAGUGCAUAAUAUAUAUAAUAGAUAAGGGAAUAUAAUUAUAAUAUCGCAGUAACCGUGUGGGGAAACUACGCUUGGAAAAAAAUAAUUUGACCGUUCAAUUUAAUGUUUUUAAUUAAUAAAAUAUACAUACUUAAAAAUUUCUUUUGUGUAGUUUCUUUCAAAUGUGAAUAAUAAUCGUGGUUAUUUAUUAGGUGUAUUUAAUAAAUUAUAAAUAUAUGAUUGACCACAGAAAUUACUCAAUACUUUUAGAUGUUAUAAAGAUCCUUUUGUAAAUCUUGUAGCUACUACGAUAGAUGCCGUAUUCUGCCAUCUUUUCUUCUAAAUUUGUUAUUUUGAAGUUAUAUUUCGUUAAAUUAUUAACGUUGAAGUAUAUUAAAAUUUCAGUAAUAUAUGAAGGUAAUGUACGUAUUAUUUAAAAUAUAUAUUUACAUGCAAAUUGUGUAUUUUAAUAUCUUUCAACGUCAAAAACCUGGAGUUAAGUCAUUCGUGGAAUUUAAAUAUAAUUUGAACAAAUUCAUAGUAACUUUGAAUACUUGUUUGUCAGUCCCACUGUCAUAUAGAAUUGUCAUAUUCUAUUCUGUAUUUGAUAAAAGUGUUUUUAAUGAAAAUUUUGCUAACAGAAUACCAAAGAGAAUAUUUGCUUUGUUAAAGUGAUGCGACAAAAUUUUCGGAACUGACACAAUCGUAAAGAUAAAAUAUUAAUUAUUUUACGAUCCACAUAGGUAGAUUUAUUAUUAAAUUAACCGUAACUUAAUGCAGGCUUACACGGAUCGAGCCGUCAUCGACCAGUGCACUAAAAAUGAAUAAUUUAUAUACAAGCCGAUCAUGUUUCUUCAAGAGGCAUAGUAUAUAAAGGAUGGUACCUAAUGCAAACGAAAAUUUGAAGCAAAAAAUAAAUAAAAUUUCAAAGUUCCGAAUGCUAGCCUAAUGUUAUUAAAAACGAUUUACGAAAGAUGAAAAACGUAUGUAUACUGGAAUUGGGUAGUUUUCUUAGUCAGAAAUAAAUUGUUUCUACUUUGUAUAUAUAUAAUAAUAUAUAUCUUACAUAUAAAAAUGAAUUUCUGUUCGUUAGUCUAGUUUAGUCGCUAAAACACAAAAACGGCUGGACCGAUUUAGCUAAUUUUGGUCUUGAAUUGUUUGUGGAAAUUCAGGGAAGGUUAAAAAGGUAAGAAAAUAAUGUUUGAGGAUAUACAAAGUUUGCCGGGUCAGUUAGUAAAAAAUAGAACUCAAAAUUUCUAUUAGGUACCUAUUCUGUCUUCUUUGACACCUAUUCCUUAUUAUAAAUUAUUUGCUAUCACUACCCAAGUUACCCAACUACAAAAAUCAUUAAUUAAGAACCUCUUAAAUUGUUCAGUGAACAAGAUUUCUAUCAGCGAGUUCAUUACUAAAUCUCUUUUAUGAAAAUUCUCGUUUUUUCGGCACUCAAUUUGUUAGGAAGCUAUGUUCAAAAUGUGUCUAAUUUCAGUUAGGUCAACAGGUCUGGUACCUAGGUAAUAAAAGGAAUCCCGCGGGCGGGAAAAUUCAAUUCUUUAAUUAUAUUAUAACUUUCGUGAGACAUACUAAAUUAAUUAUUAUGUUAUCGGCUUACUCACGUAACGGUUUGACGAGGAACUCGACUAGUUUCAAGCGUAGCAGCGCGACAUUGUCAGUAGCAGCGCGACAAUCGCCGCGUCGUGUGUCGCGGAAUGCUUUUCAUGAGUAUGAGCCUCUAGCAUGGCUUGAAACUAGUCGAGUUCCUCGUCAAAACGUUACGUGAGUAAGCCGAUAAUAAUUAACUCAAUUCUUCUGCUUGGUGUUCACAAUCGUUAUAUUUUUUUAAAUCAAAUCUUAACGUUAAUUGAACAGGUAAGUUCCCAUUGUUUGAUUUUUCUUAGACUAAGUAUUUUUUCUGUGAAAUAAACAUUCAGACUAAAUAGAUAUUACACAUUAUUUUUCAUCCAAAACUGCAGCUGUAGUACCAAAACAUUGUUUGUUCAAAUGACAGUCGUAUUCAUAUAAAAAAAUAAACAUUAAUGACUUAACAUCUGGCUUUUCAUAACUAUAAUUAACUAAGACAAGGAUGAUGACGGGGUAUGAAAAUGGAAAAUCUAAUUAGUCCAUCAAGUAGGUAAUGAAAAACUAUUAGACACGUAUUUUAUUAUUUCUCUAUUUCUCUAAUACCUAGAUAAAACGAAUCACAGUUUAGGAGUCGGAGUAAAUACAUCAUUUUUAAGUAUAAAAUGUACUUAGAAGUGACGUCACGCGAUAUUUCAAAUCGAUACAUCUCCGAAAGUAUUUGUUUCCGUAAGAAAAUAAAAAAUUCGUGUCUAACAUUUUCAUGGACAUUAUGUAUAGAAAAAUUAGUCAUCUACCCUAUUCCAAAGUUUAUACUUACCUCCAUAUUUUGUACAUAAUUAUUUAAUUUAGAUAGAGCUCUUAAAGUACAAAGCAUAUACGUUUGUUUAUUCAAGAUUUUUAUCAUUUGUUUUCUUUGUUUAUUUCUGAACUGUAUCUAUUCUGUCGGUAAUCUAAUGUAAGGUAGCUUUUACAACUUCGAAUGUUUUAGUGUGUACAUAAAAUGUGUUCAUUCGAUGCUGUACUUCUAUAUUUUUAGUUUAUGAACACAUUUGUGAAUAUUCAUAUGUUUUAUGUAUGAAAGACGUUUGAUAAAAUUAGUUAUUAUACAAAAUUAAUUUUGGUUAGUAAGUGAUUCAUUUGAUAUGUGAAAUUAAAUAUUCAUAUAAAAGUUAAUAUAUUUAUUUCCAAAAUGGUGUGUUACAGGGGCCUAUACUGGGUCCAAUAAAAAUGAUGACGGGGUAUAAAAACCUAUUUAGUCCGUCAGUUUAGAUAAUGAAAAAAUAUUAGACAUGUAUUUUUUUAUUUGUCAUAUAAGAUAACAAUGCUUAGAUAAAACGAAGCAGAGUUUAGGAGUGGGGGCAAAUACGUCAUUUCUACGUAUAAAUGUGCAUAGAAGUGACGUCACGUGACAUUUUAAAUCGACAUAUCUUCGAAAGUAUUUGCAAGUAUCCGUAAGAAAAUUAAAAAUACGUGUACAAUAUUUUAAAAUAGUCUACAAGACGGACAUUAAAACAAAAAUUAGUCAUCUACCCUAUUAUGGUUCUCGCAAAAUAUUUGUAACUUUUUAAAAAAAUCUGUUUAUUUUAUACGAAUCAUUAUGUACAUACAUAAAAUUUGUUUGUAUUCACAAUUGUGUUCAUCUUUAGUAUUGACGUCGUGUAACAUAAUGUGACGUUAAAUAUUAUAAAUAUAUAAACUUUCAUAGUAGUGAAACGAAUGGAAUUCUUAUCUUUUGGCAUUGUUGUAUUUUUCUUAUAGUAGGGGUCCUAAAAGCGACGAAAUAAAAAUUAGAUUCGA